AAGAUGGUUAAAUUCGCAGUUCUUUGUACAAUUUUCAUUUUGAAGUUAGCUGUACCGGUACAUGAAGUCUAUGCUGCUACCUCUUUAGAUUGUCUCUGUUUAAAUACAGAAUACCAAGUAAAAGGUGAUGCUGAUAAUUUCACCAUUCCAACUAAGACCUGUGUUGAGGUCAUAGAUAUUGUGAGUGGUUUACAUGACGAUACUUGGUACCAUGUCAACUAUACUUCACAGCUUGGCUGGAUUCAGCUUGAUAAAUCUGUAAUGAAAAUAGUGAUAUGUGGAAGGAAAGAAUUAUCAAAACAUAUUUGUAUAGACGUCAUACUGAACUGUCAUCAGUACAAUAGAUCUACGCCUAAUGUUUGUCACAAAUAUCCAGACUGGUCAAAAGACAACUGUCGCAAAUUCUGUGGUUUAUGCGAUUUACCAUGCCUAGAUUUAAUUGACAACUGUAAUUUGUAUGGACCUGCAGUCUGUAAGAGGUUUUUUCAUUGGUCUGGUAAAAAUUGUAAAAAUUAUUGUAAAUUAUGCGAUCCAGACACCAAGUCCACACCACCAAUUCGUCAAUCCACUCAAACAGUUACAUCAUCUAGUUUACAAUGUGUGGAUAAACCAGGCUACGAUUGUCAGUUCUUUAUGGAUUACGGAUUAUGCAACGACCCUGCAUCGGCUAAAUCAGUUUGUCCGAAAUUUUGUAAAAUUCCCGGUUGUGAAUAAUUAGAGCCAAAAUAAAAACCCAAUUAG
Messenger RNA from Lottia gigantea (owl limpet), 741 nucleotides. RefSeq lists its product as hypothetical. The record is from RefSeq and is a predicted model, not a curated record. The coding region runs from base 4 to 714 and encodes 236 amino acids. NCBI's taxonomy places the organism in Eukaryota, Metazoa, Mollusca, Gastropoda, Lottiidae. The transcript has 6 exons.